Messenger RNA from Oldenlandia corymbosa var. corymbosa, 5184 nucleotides. The record is from the annotation of a GenBank genome assembly. NCBI's taxonomy places the organism in Eukaryota, Viridiplantae, Streptophyta, Magnoliopsida, Gentianales, Rubiaceae.
AAUUAGAUCAUAAUUCCAUAUAAUAUCUAGUGUUCUCAAAUUAUAGGACUUAGUUUGUAUUAAUCUAAAAAAUUAGAGCGUUAAAUGUAAUUUUAGUAAAAUCUCGUUCUUCUUAAAUAAAUAACAAUUGUUUGGAAAAAAAGAGAAAAACAAAGGGAAGCAGAAUAUAGUCAUAAACCUCAAAACCUCUGUCCUUAAACCCCUAAAAUCGGUGGCGCCUCUGCAACUAAAAAGCUGUUCAUUGGGGAUUUUUUUGGUUGGCAGCGAAUGGGGACGACCAAUAAUAUUAGGGAUUUAUUGACUUCAUUCAGUCCUUCUCUGGACUUCUUCGCUAUUAGCUCUGGUGAUGGCCGAAUUAAGAUAUGGGACACCGUGAAGGGUCAGCUGCAGACUGAGUUUUCAGAUAUUGUUUCCUCAGAUGCAACGAAUGAGUUAUUUGGUAAAUCUGAAAGAGGACAUCUUUCUGUGGAUUACAAAUGUAUGACAUGGUUGUCCCUGGAGAAAAAGAAGAAAAGGAAGCUUGGCACUUCAUUGCUGGUUUUAGGAACCGGAAGUGGUGAUGUUUUAGCACUGGAUGUUGCUGCUGGUCAGUUGAAAUGGAAAGUCAAUGACUGUCAUCCUGGGGGAGUCAAUGCCAUUUCAUUUUGUUCCCACGGGUCAUUUAUCUAUACAGCUGGAGUUGAUGGAAGGGUUUGUAGACUUGAUUCCUUGACUGGGAAUUUGUUAGAUGAGUUCAAAGCAUCCACAAAGGCAAUAUCAUCUCUGGUUGUUUCAGCAGACGGGAAGAUGCUUUCCACUGCAGCAGCACAACUGAAGAUCUUUGAUUGUUUCAAACAGAAAAAGAUGCAGAAGUUUUCUGGCCAUCCUGGGACCGUAAGUUGUAUGGUCUUUUCCGAAGAUGGGAGGUACGUGCUCUCUUCUGCUGUCGGUGAACGUUAUGUUGCGAUUUGGAGGAUAGACGGCAGCAAAAACAAAUCAGCCUGUUGUUCUCUCCCGAUGGAUCAUCCCCCUGUCUUUUUGGACUGCAAGUGUGUCCCUAGUAGCAGUGGAGAUGAUGCAAGCCUAUGCAUUUUGGCCAUUUCAGAAGUGGGUGUUUGCUAUUAUUGGCAUGGAAGUGAUAUUCAGGAAAUAAAUAACUCGAAGCACACAAAGAUCUACCUAAAUUUUGAUGAACAUUUACGAAAGAAAACCAAGGGAACUCUCCCCGGUAUAUUUGCAGCAAAGUUACAGAAUGUCUCUAAGCCUAGCUCAGUUCAGGUGCUCCUUGCUUAUGGUCUGCUAAUGAAGCCUUCUUUUGAGAAUAUUUUGGUGCAACCUGGUCAUGACCUAAAAUUAAGCAGUUCACUUGACGGGAUUCUUCUUCCUAUCAGUCAACUGCAAAAAUCUAAAAAAGUAGCAGACAUUCAUAGUGAAAUCACUGCCUUGGAUCGUGCAAGUGCAGAAGAUGCCUUACUUCCUAAGCCAAAAUUCUUAAAUGUAGUUGACAAAACUACUUCCCUUAGGCCCACAGUGAGUAGAGAGGAUAUGAAGGAAGUGAGUUUGCCAGAUGCCACUUUCUCAAUGGAAGACAGGUUAAGAUCCGUGGGGAUCCUUGACGAUUUUGAUGGACUGACAUCUGGGUCCGUUAGUGAUUCAGCCGAGACCUUACAGGAUAUUAAUCUUGUGGAGAGUGUUUCGCAAAAGAAGAUGAAGGCAAAUAUAUUAUCUCUUGAACCGAGUGAAGCGUACAAGUUGUUGAAAAUAUUGGUGGCGGCAUGGUUUUCCAGAUCCUUCCCUGGAAGAUAUGUCCUUCCCUGGAUAUGCUGUAUCUUAGUAAAUCACAGUCAGUUCAUCUUAGAUCAGGAACCGGGGGGCCAACUUCUUGAUUCUUUGUUCAAGCUAUCGAAAUCAAGAGAGGGAUCUGUUCAGUAUUUAUUACAAUUGUCGGGUCGUUUGCAGCUUGUGACAGCCCAGGUUGGUUCUGCUGGAGUCUGUUGGAUUGAAAAUUUUUCUUAUUCUUCAUAGUUUGUUGUUCUAUUUUUCACCCACUACCAUGUAUCAGAUUGAUAAGGGUAAAGGUGGCAAAGUUUCAAAGCCAACACAAGACGAGCAAAUCGAUGAAAGUGAAGACGAAGAAGACGUGGACGAAGUUCUAUAUGGUAUUGACGAUCAGACUGAUUCUGAGAGUGAUGAGUAGAAAUUUGUGAAAAGUAUCCGGUAAGGUGUUUUCCGUGAUCAUAACUUGUUUAGCAUAACGUUCUUCCUAGUAGACUUCCACAGGAAAAAUCAUGUAGAUUUGACUAUUAAUGCAGCCUUUUGCAAUCGGUUCUUUCAUUGCCAAAACUAGUGGCAUGAAUUGCCUGCGCGCUGGGAACUGGAGAAUCUCGCCUUUGUUGGUUAGGCAGCAUUAGUGGUGUCUACAUCUCAAAACUUCUAGGGCCAUCCUUUGCUUGAUUUGUCUUCUCGCUUUUGGAGGUUGAAUGCACCUGAUGAAGAGUCACCUUGCUGUAGAUCUCCAGUAAGCCUGGCUGUACAACUUGUUCACGACGGAAGAUUUUUAUUUCUUACUUUUCCUCUUUUGGCUUUUACCGUUUUGAAGACAGAAAGUUAUACUUGAGAAUGCUUCUUUCUCUACUUUCUUUGGAGAUAAUAUAUGAUUUGCAGUCAAGUUGAUCAUGUAUUUAAUAAUUGAUUAGUUUGUGUGCUUUUUUGUUUUUAUUUAUUAACAAGUAAAGCAGUUACUUAUUGACCUUGUUUGAAAAGAAAAAGAAAACUUAAUUAAUUGUCCUUGGUCGAAUGGUUGAUUAAUUAUUUGAUUUGCUUAGCAAAAAGUGGUUAAUCUGAUUAAUUGCUUUGUAUUCAAUUAAAUGCAACCUUGCAACUAAUAAACUACAAUUGUUUAGGCACAUCUUCAUAUAAAAGAUUUUGAAGAAUAUAAAAUAGUAUAAUUGGAUUAUAUUACAAGAAAUGAAUGGAUGGUUGGUUUUUGGACUGUACCAAAAGUUGGAAUAUAGGACAUAUUCUUCCUGCUCUUAAAAGCCAGGAAUCUGAUUUCCUUUCAAUAUUCGUCGCACACAUGUUUGCAUGCUUAUCUAAAAAGUAUUAUCCUGAAAGAUAUGCUCAUCAUGAGAAGGCUUCCACUUUUCGUGCAACUGUUUGUUGUUAUGGUUAAUUCUAGACUAUUCUACAUGCAUUUGGAUUUUCAUCACUGAAUGCUGAAGUGAUGUUUCCAUUUCCAUUGCCAUUGUUUCCAUAGUAAUGAUAGUCGUCACUGUAGUAGCCCUCGGGCCUGCUGUUAUAACUAUAUUGUGUGUAUCGUGUUGGUGGUGAUGGCGGCGGCCGAGUGUAAUGUGUAUACUCAGGUGGUGGUGGUGGUGGUGUGGGUCUGCUAUAAUGUAUAUAUUGUGGUGGUGGGGACGGUGUUGCUGCCGGAGGCGCGAUAUACUCGUAUCCGGUGACAUACGGUGAUGCGCGGUAUGUGUUAUAACUGUGAGUUACAUAGAUAGGUUGUUGGGGGGGUGGUGGUGGUGGUUCUGGUCGGAAACCUGGACCUGCGGGAGGAUAAGAAUGCCAUUGACUGUUGUACCCCUGAUUCAUGCUCCCAUGAUUAUCAUUGUAGCUGUAUCUGAAGCCAUAAUCCGGUGGGUGGUGAUAAACAACAUGAACCUGUUCAACAUCUUUAGGUUUAUUAGGAAGGUGGUAUUGAGUCAUCUUGACUGCGGGAGAAGCUUGUGGAGGUUCUUCUGCUGCUGGUGCUGGUGGUUUAGGUCUAGAUUUAGGUGGUUUAGCCUCCAGUUUUAGAUGUUGGGGUGGAUCUUUUGGUGGCUCUGCUGGUUGUUGUUGGCCUUCCUCCUGUCCUGGUGAGGAACCAUCAUGUUGUGUUGGACCUGGAUUAAUACCAGAAGCCUCUGAGGGUUGGGGAGGAGGGUUAGAAGCUGGUGGUGGUGGCUCAUCUCCUCGAACUGCAUCGGCAGAAUUGUCAUCAUCUGGUGGCUGAGUUUGUUGGCGAUGAUCAUCAUCAGGUGGUUCUGAGUGGGAACAAAUGAUGGCUGUUUUUCUUGUCUUCUUAAUGGCUUUUACUAUUUUCUCAGGGUCAGCCCACCCGAUGAUGGUUAUCUUUUGUUGAGGGAAGUCAAUGUAAAGCUCACAAAUACCUGUUUUUUGGUUAUAGAAAAAGGGGAUGAAUGUUAUGAGCAGCAAGAAAAGGGUUAUUUUGGCAGGAGCAAGAGGACGACAACUCAGACUUACCGUUGAUGCCAUGCAGAGCCUUCUUGAUCUUCUGUACGCAUCCGUUGCAAUCCAUCCGGACCUGUAUCUCUGUAACUCUGGGUUUCUGCAUUUACUCAACCAAAGAAAAAAGAAGAGAGCCAUCAGUCAGUGAGUGAUGUUGAUAAAAAAAAAGAUGAAAUUUGUUUUGAAUGUAUUUGCAUUUGGUGGUUGAAGGGUUGCACAUACCUCCAUUUCUGGAAUCAUUACCAGAGAAGAAAUGAAGAGAUGAUGGAGAGGAUGAGAGUAUACGAUACAAGUGUAAUGUAUAUGGGAGAAUCAAAGCAUAUAUUGUGGCUCUUGUGCAUGAGAAGAGGAAAAGAGAAUAUUGAAAAGGUUGAUGAAAUGUGUGGGACAAUGGGCAAAGAAUCUCUUUUUAAGGGAUAGACAUAGUUUUUUUUGGCAUGCUUCCCUGAUUGAUUAGCUUUAUAAUAUACACAAUAUCAAGGUUAUAUAUUCUGCAUAAGAAUUCUUGAGGAAGAAAAAAAAAACUCCUAAAAAAGUAGUGGUUUUUUGGUCUGGACCCUUGAAUGUUGAAGCCAAAGGGAAUUUAGGCUUUUUUCUCACUAUGGAUGGUUAUCUGUAAUUGCUUGGUUUUCUCUGCAAAGCAGUUUAUGAUAUCAUCAUCAUCAUCCAAAGCUAGCCAACCCUUGGAAAAGGAUUAUAAAGUGGGUUGGGAGGAGACAUAUUUAGAUAUUUUAUUUUUUCUUCAAAUUUCCAAGCAUGGUUAAUUUCUCAUUCAUACAUUAGUCAUUUUCAAGGACCUAAUUGGUCGAAAAAACCAAAGGAAAGUAGCUUUAGAGUGAAGAAGGAUAUCCACUCUCUCAGAAUCCUUUUGUCACAAGCAAAGUGGCUUUAGAUGAUGAUAGCAAUUACAAAUAGAAAACCUUGCUUCUUUUUUUUUUUCUUUUGUUGUUUGCCUAACUGAUUCUGAAUUAU